AACACUCUAAACAAGCGGAGGUGAAAAAACGUAAAGUUUAAAGUAAGAAAAAAGAUUGAAAGCUUGCAGAUACGAAACGGUAUAAAUAUAAUAAGGUAUACUUUGUUCGUGUAAUAUUUUAAUUUUAAAACAAAAACACAAGUUGAUAAUUUAAAAAUAUUCAAAACCUUAUCCGCUCAGAAUUCGUAAUAUCUAAAUAAAGAGAGAAAAGAGAACAAAAGAACAAAAAUUAAGAAAGUAAUUUUCUAAAUAUAAACUCAACAUAUAGAUUCCAAAAAAUUUUUGGAUAUAAUUUAUAAAUUUACUUACAGCUUAAUAUAACUUUUAAUGUUUGCUUUCAGUUUUCGAAUCGUUAAAAUCAUGUCGGUGCUACUGGAAGGGAGGUCGUACAGGCCGUUCAAGUCCUCGGAGGAGUACCUGAUAGCAAUGAAGGAGGACCUGGCGGAGUGGCUGAACGCCCUGUAUCCGGAGCUCAGGAUCAAUCUUGACAAUUUCAUGGACAGACUGGACACGGGCGUCGCGCUAUGCAAACAUGCGAACAACGUGCGGAAAUACGCGACGGACUACGUGGCCCGCCGUCAGGCCCGCAAGAUGCCGAUGACACGCUCGAUAACGUCCCUGGCGCUGCCGAUGAGCCAGGUGGGCGACGUUCCCUACCUGCCGAACGCCAAGGCCGGCACCUUCUUCGCCCGCGACAACGUCUCGAACUUCAUCGACUGGUGCCGCAACAGCCUCGGCAUCAUCGAGUGCCUGCUCUUCGAGACCGAGGAUCUGAUAAUGCGUAAGAACGAGCGGCACGUAAUACUAUGCCUGCUGGAGGUGGCGCGUCGCGGCGCCAAGUUCGGCAUGCUCGCGCCGUUGCUCGUGCAGAUGGAGAGGCAGAUCGACCGCGAGAUCGCCGCCGAGAACAAAGCGGCAAACGGCGCCGGCAACGAGGAGACCGAUGACGAGUACGAGGAGGAGCAGCCCUGCCUCAUAUACGGGCCGCAGCCGCAGAUCGUCACGAACGAUCUCAAGACUCUCCACGAGCUGGUGAGUGAAAAUAUGAUCUUGGUACUUGGAAUACAUACAUAUACAUACCACGUGCGAGUCUCAGCGCGAGGGAUGACGUGUUUCUACGGUUCUACGUUGACGGAACCCUUCACGCCCCGAAUGGAAGUAUACGCGCGCGAUGAGAGAAGUCAGCGUUCGUAAGAAACUGAAUUCUUUUUUUUUAAUUUUAGUUCGUUUUCCCGCAUAAAUUUUGAACGGAUCAGUCUCGAGAACGUUCUGUAAAGAUUUGAGCUCUUUUAUUCUCAAAGGAUGCACCGCUUCGAAAUAACGAUCGCCGUACUUGCGACGCUUCUCGGAAUCCCUCCUCGGUAGCCUGAAAGUCCCUCGACGAUUCACGGCGCCGAUUCCGGUGACCGGGCCGAUGAAAUCCCGACCGGCUUUGAGCGUAUUCGAAUCCGCGCGUCUCUCUCGUCGCGUAUCAUCGCCAACGACGACCGUAACGUGCCGUGGCUAUGAAUAUAACUCGCGACCCUGCGGUCCAUCCGGAUGUAUUUAUGGCGGUCCUAACCCACCGACGCCGAGCCGUGAAUAUCGCGCGCGAUCGGAAAUAAGAGAAGGGACGUCACGGUGCUUAAGUUUAAUGGAGUGUCGAUAGUUUGCUCUUUCGGGGUAUCAGGUACCGCAAAAGAUCCGGUAUUAUACUUUGAGGUAUUGUGAAGGA
Molecule: messenger RNA, 1714 nt
Organism: Monomorium pharaonis (pharaoh ant)
Lineage: Eukaryota; Metazoa; Arthropoda; Insecta; Hymenoptera; Formicidae
Product: GAS2-like protein pickled eggs
Exons: 2
Coding region: 328-1194 (288 amino acids)
Biological process (GO): microtubule bundle formation; actin crosslink formation; regulation of microtubule polymerization or depolymerization
Cellular component (GO): microtubule plus-end; cytoplasm; stress fiber
Molecular function (GO): actin filament binding; microtubule binding; cytoskeletal adaptor activity
Source: RefSeq, a predicted model, not a curated record